AAUGUCCAGGUCAAUCUACUUCAGGAAAAGUGGAAAAUCACCUAGAUGGUCAAAGAAGAAAAAAGCUACAUCAGAUAUUCUUUGGGCAAGGAAACCUGACGAUCUGCCAGAUGCAAGACUAAAAAAAAUGUCAUUUAAUUUAUUUGCCGCAUGUACUGGACCGGCAAAUGGUUUGUGUGAUGUCAAUGAACACCUUCCUUCAGCUCUAAUAACAGAUAUAAAUUGGAAUUCGAAAAAUCGAAAAGCCUAUGGAGUUUCAGAAUCCUUGUAUGAAAAACAUCCAAUUUCUGGAAAGAUCACUGGGGAACCUGUUGCUGACUCCUAUGCAAUCGUAGCUAGGAAAGAUAAUGCAUUAUUAGUAGUUGCUGAUGGAGUAAACUGGGGAGAAAAAUCAAUGAAAGCUGCUAGGAGUGCAAUAUAUGGUGUCGUUAGGUAUGUUUGUCAGAACUUAUUCACUGAAAGCCAAGUCUUCAAAACUAAAGAGCUGUUCAAAGUUUUACGUUCAUCAGUUGAUGCUGCUCACCAAGUUAUUUUAGAAACACAGGGUGGCUUAACAACCCUAUGUGUAGCUUUUGUCGCCCCCUUAUCAAACUCAAAGCAAUUCGCAAUUUGUAUUGUAAAUGUUGGCGACUCUUUAGGCUAUGUUUUUUCUCGACAUCAUGGUAUUCGGGAAAUAACUACUGCUAGUCAUGACAUCACUGUGGAAAGAAAUAUACGAGAUGCUCGCGGGGCCAUAGGACCUGUUAGAGGAAAUGAUCCUGAUUUAGCAAAUUUAACUUGUUCGAUGACUUUCUGCGAUGCUGGUGAUAUUGUUUUUCUUACAACCGAUGGUGUAUCUGACAACUUUGAUCCUGUUGUGACAAAAGUAGCAGUCGCACCGAAGCAAACUCGAUCGAAAAGUGACAGUGAUGCUCCUAUCGAAAACGGAGAGGAAUUUACUUCAGUAGCAUAUGAGUGCGGUAUUGCUCAAGACGGACGACCAGAAAUGACCCCUUCAGAACGGCAUCAAUAUGCUGUGAAAGAAAUGGAAAGAAUAAUACACGAGCAAGAACUUGAAACGGAGCAGAGUAUUUCCGCACAAGAAUUAUGCGCAUCAAUAAUACUGCACGUGGUGAAAUUAACAGAGAAAAGAAGAAGAAUUUUAGAAAAUCCACAAGUUUGGAAAAAGUUAAAGAGUGAAGAAGCUAAAAAAAAGAGAGAUGACGCCGUAAGGGAAAAACUUAGAGCUGAGCCUGGUAAACUAGAUCACGCAACAAUUGUUGCUUAUGAAAUUGGAGUAUUUCAAGGAAAUGAAAAUGAGAAUUAUGAGGAGGAGAGUGAUCAUGAGCUAGUCUUAUGUUCUAGUCCUGGUUAUGGAGAUUAUACGGCUCCAAUUGCACAGUUCGAUUCAUUCGAGUCAGAAAGCGAACAAGAGACGACAACAACCCUAAAAGAUGACGAAAGUGACUCGAUAUCACAGAAGUUUGAAGAAUUUGUUGUUUAG
Molecule: messenger RNA, 1483 nt
Organism: Dimorphilus gyrociliatus
Lineage: Eukaryota; Metazoa; Annelida; Polychaeta; Dinophilidae
Source: the annotation of a GenBank genome assembly